AUGGUUCAUGUAUGCAACUGUUCUGAGGACCAAAAUCUUCAUGAUCUGGUGAAAGAUUAUUUUGCCCUGGACAAUGUUGGCACUGGAAGCCUGAUUGUACCGGAGUCGGCUGAAGAUCGACGAGCGCGUAUGAUUCUACAGCAUACUACAAAACGGACAGAUUCUGGCAGAUUUGAAACGGGGUUGCUUUGGAAGGCCGAUGAUGUCGAAUUUCCAAAUAGUUAUCCGAUGGCCCUACGACGGCUAAAAUGUUUAGAGCGCCGACUGCAGGCAGAACCAGAACUACAAAAAGCAAUUGCCGAACAAAUUACCGAAUAUCUGGAACGCGGAUACGCUCAUAAAGCAACCACUAAAGAGCUAUCUGAGACGAACCCUAAAAAGGUGUGGUAUUUGCCGUUGGGUGUAGUUCAUAACCCUCAUAAGGCGAAUAAAAUUCGUGUUGUCUGGGAUGCCGCGGCCAAGGUCGGAGGAAUAUCUCUCAACUCCGCUCUAUUGAAAGGACCGGACUUACUAACGCCUCUUUUAUCGGUUCUAUGUCGUUUUCGACAGAAAAAGUUUGCCAUAUCGGGUGAUAUUCGGCAGAUGUUCCAUCAGCUGCUAGUUCGAGAAGAAGAUCGUCAAUUUCAAAGGUUCCUGUGGCGAGCUGACACGGCAUCCGCUCCAGACAUCUACGUUAUGGAUGUGGCCACGUUUGGUGCAACAUGUUCCCCGUGCUCUGCACAGUAUGUGAAAAAUUUAAAUGCGAUGGAGUUCACCGACCGUUAUCCUGACGCAGCGUCAGCUAUUAUUAACAACACAUACGUCGACGACUAUUUGGAUAGCAGAGACACCGUUGAAGAAGUAAUUAGCCUGGCGUGCGACGUUCGUUCAAUACAUAGUGAAGCUGGCUUUGAAAUCCGGAAUUGGCAGUCAAACUCUCAGCAGGUUCUCACACGGGUCGGGGGAGAAACCUCUGAUGUUAUAAAAAGCUUCACGGUCGAGAAGGCUUCAGUGGCUGAGCGAGUCCUAGGGAUGAUGUGGAUUCCAAAUGAGGACGUGUUUGUGUUCACCGCGCAAUUUCGAGCAGACCUUCGUCCGCUUCUGAUUGGUGAUAAUAUUCCCACCAAACGUCAGGUACUUCAAGUUGUGAUGAGCCUGUUUGAUCCGCUCGGGAUCAUUGCUAACUUUACAAUCCACGGGAAAAUCCUCAUUCAAGACUUGUGGAGGUCUGGAAUCGAGUGGGAUGAUCCCAUAAGAGACGCUGACUUCGCUAGCUGGAGGCGUUGGGUUAGAAUGACACAAGAUUUGGAUCGUGUGAAGAUUCCCAGAUGCUACUUUCCGGAAUACGAUCCGCGUAGCUACCAAUCUUUACAACUACAUGUGUUUGUAGAUGCGAGCGAGCUGGCAUAUUGUUGUGUUGCAUAUUUUCGGAUCGUCGAUGGUAACGGUUCUGGAAGGUGUUCUUUGGUAGCAUCUAAAGCUAAAGUAACUCCAUUACGACCGCAGACUAUCCCAAAAAAUGAACUAAACGCCGCCGUGAUGGGUGUACGUCUUUUCAAGACAAUAGCAGAUGCCCACAAUCUUCCAAUUCAGAAACGGUUUAUCUGGACCGAUUCGACCACUGUACUGUCCUGGCUCAGAGCGGACCCACGAAAGUACCGUCCUUACGUAGCAUUCAGGAUUGCAGAAAUACUCGACGAAACCAAAUUCGACGAGUGGCAAUGGGUUCCAACCCGUAUGAACAUCGCGGACGAGGCAACGAAAUGGGGUGGUGGGCCAAGUUUCGACCCCGGCAGCAGAUGGUUUUGCGGACCGGACUUCCUACUUCUUCCAGAGUCAGAAUGGCCAACGAGUAAAUUCAAUUUAGAAGAACCGACCGAGGAGCUACGGGUUGCCCAAGUGCACCGAGAAGUUCAGAUUCAAACACUUGUCACCUUUUCUGAUUUCUCUCGCUUGGAAGGCCUAUUGAAAAGAUUGGCCUAUAUUCAUCAUUUCGUGAACAAAUGUCGAUUGCAUAAACCAAAGUCAGUGCAAACCCGCAAUGUGAUGCUGAAUCGGGAAGAUUAUGUGGCGGCGGAGCGAAGCUUGUGGAGGAUGGUUCAGGCUGAAGCGUAUCCUGAUGAAAUAACAAUACUAAAAUUAAAUGCAAAUUUACCGUUAAAGCAGCAUAGGCAAUUGGCGAAUUCUAGUGCUCUGAAACGUUUGUCACCAUUUCUAGAUGAAGAUAGUAUUCUCCGACUGGAAAGUAGGAUCGAUCCAAAAGCCGCAUUCUAUAGUUUCGACUUCCGCAAUCCGGUGAUUUUACCCCGACAGAGUUAUGUGACGGAACUACUCAUCCUUCGCAUACAUCAGCGCUACGGUCAUGCCAACAAGGAGACGGUGUUGAAUGAGAUCAAGCAGAAAUUUUACGUGUCAAAGUUGAGAUCAUUGAUUAGUAGCGUGGUAAAAAAAUGCAUGUGGUGUCGCGUUUAUCGAGCCAGACCUGACGAACCAAGAAUGGCCCCUCUCCCUCAGGUCAGAGUGUGCCCCUAUGUACGUCCAUUCACCUUCACUGGUGUAGACUAUUUUGGACCGCUGAUAGUAAAGAAAGGAAGAACCAACGUCAAACGGUGGGUGGCAUUGUUUACCUGCCUCACGGUACGUGCCGUUCAUUUGGAGGUGGUGCAUUCGUUGUCUGCAGAGUCGUGUAAAAUGGCACUACGUCGAUUCAUUAAUAGGAGAGGAAACCCUCAGCAGAUAUUCAGUGACAACGGUACAAACUUUCGUGGCGCAGCGAGGGAGCUAGCCGAGGAAAUUAAAAUCAUUAACCGCAAAUUAGCGGACACAUUCACCAACGCGGAAACAGAAUGGCACUUCAAUCCACCAUCCGCCCCCCAUAUGGGCGGCGUAUGGGAACGAAAGGUUCGAUCCGUCAAAGAGGCGUUCAAAACGCUAUCACAUCCCGACAAGCUGGAUGAUGAAGGACUCACCACACUUUUUACUGAAAUAGAGAUGAUCGUUAACUCCCACCCUUUGACGUUUGUACCAUUGGAAACACCGGAGCAAGAAGUUUUAACGCCGAACAAAUUUCUACUUAUGAGCUCGACGGGGGACAACAAUCCAAGUAGAGUUCCAAUGCAGCAAACAACUACUCUGCGAAGUAAUUGGAAAUUGAUGCAAUAUCUACUAAACCAAUUUUGGUCACGAUGGAUCCAGGCUUACCUUCCAACCAUUGCUAGGCGAACAAAAUGGUUUUCGAACACAAAACCGUUACAGAUCGGUGAUCUUGUAAUCGUGGUCGACGAAUCAGUAAGAAACGGAUGGAUACGUGGCCGCGUGAUUAAGGCAUACCAGGGACCCGAUGGUCAGGUGCGUAAAGUGGAUGUUCAAACGAAUACGGGUAUUCUUCAACGACCAGCGAUCAAGGUGGCUCUCUUGGACGUGCUCGAAGAUAGUAAGGCCAACCAAUGA
This is a messenger RNA of Topomyia yanbarensis, 3429 nucleotides long. RefSeq lists its product as uncharacterized. Lineage: Eukaryota; Metazoa; Arthropoda; Insecta; Diptera; Culicidae. The record is from RefSeq and is a predicted model, not a curated record. The coding region runs from base 1 to 3429 and encodes 1142 amino acids. Gene Ontology annotation, molecular function: nucleic acid binding. The transcript has a single exon. Gene Ontology annotation, biological process: DNA integration.